Messenger RNA from Fonsecaea monophora, 2343 nucleotides. RefSeq lists its product as hypothetical. Gene Ontology annotation, molecular function: zinc ion binding; DNA binding. Lineage: Eukaryota; Fungi; Ascomycota; Eurotiomycetes; Chaetothyriales; Herpotrichiellaceae. The record is from RefSeq and is a predicted model, not a curated record. Gene Ontology annotation, biological process: DNA-templated transcription. The coding region runs from base 1 to 2343 and encodes 780 amino acids. The transcript is spliced from 6 exons.
AUGACCAUGACCGUGAGCGAUACCACAAAGACUAGGUCGAGUCGUAUGGCCAACGUAUCUGAUCCCGUAAAGUGGCGCGAGUGGUUUCGCUGUCUCCGGGCCUCAGCUUCCAAGUUCCCGCCGAGCCGCCAUGUAGCAACGCCCAAGAGAGUGCGCCAAGACGGCGUCUUGAGUGCCUGGAUCUGGACUAGCCCACAGCGCUCACCACCCACAGCGGGCGGUUCUCUGCAGCGCCGGGUCGACUUGUCACUGGGACGGCACAAGAGAUCAAUCUUGGUCCAGCGGUCGCCUCUCGCUCGUUCGUUAGGCUUCCGUCUUCAACCAGAUCAUGAUGCUUCGAAAGCCGCCACGACCGCUCAGAGCGUGCAACCUCCGAUUGGUCAAAGACUGCCAGAUUCCACAUUCGAUUUCAACAAGUCAGUUGAUGGAGUCUCGUUGAGGAUCGAGCCACUCGAUUUUGGCUCCGAUGUCGUGCCUUCACAGCCAUUGGCAGGAAAUGAAGGCUCUUCUAAAGAAGGCUCCGAGAACCUCUACGCGCGGCUGAGUGAGCAGUGCCUGUCGCCUCCGGAAACCCGCCACAUCCAAGGAUUUCAAAGCAUAUAUCUGGGAGAAUCGUGGCUGUUGACAUACGUUGUUCAAAAGGUGAUCAAUGCAGACGCAGCAUCCGAUAUCAGUGGCAGCUCUCCAUCUUCCCUCCAGGUCCCCCUGCCAGCGACUGUCGGCGAUAAGCCUGACAAUUUCGGCUACGACACCAGACUGGAUGCGGAGGAGAUGGAAGUCCUCAAUAUCAGAGGAGCCUUUGUGCUACCCGAGCGACGAGUUUCCGACAAGCUGAUCCAGACCUUCUUCGAAUGCGUCUAUCCGGCAUUUCCCAUCUUCGAUCGAGAGCACUUUGCACAGCUAUACGAGUCGAAUCAGUUGUCACUUCUCAUAUUGCACUCCAUCUACGCGGUUUCGAGCACGAUGUGCGAGGAAGAUGUGAUUGCCGAAUCCGGAUUUGAGAGCCGAAACGCAGCUCGUAAAGUCUUCCUCAAACGUGCCAAAGCUCUUCAUGACGCAGAUUACGAAACCAACAAGGUUACACUGGUUCAGGCUACCUUCCUCCUAAGCUUCUUGUGGAAGGGUGCCACGGACGAAAAAGAUAUGUUCUAUUGGCUUUCGAUAGCUAUCGGCAACGCUCAAGGCAAAGGAAUGCACAGAACAACCAAAGAUUCCUCAUUGACGCCUCGAGACCGCAGGCUGUGGAAACGAAUUUGGUGGUCACUCUACGUCCGAGACCGCCACUGUUCUGGCAACAUUGGCCGCCCCAUGCGCAUUCGAGAUGAUGAUAACGACGUCGAACCCCUCGAUGAGUCGGAUUUUGAAGAUGAUCUUGCGCAGAACCCAACACUGUCAACACUUUAUGGACGGAGUAGAAGGGUCCAUAUCCUCUUCGCGAUUGCAAUGAGCAAGCUUUCAGUCAUUUGCCCGUCAAGACAGAGACUGAGCUGUGAAGAGCUCGGCUCUCAGUUACUGGAGUGGCGACAGCAGUUACCCCCGGAACUGCAGGAUGGUGACGGGGAAGAGGACGGUGGCUUCUGGCCCAAGAUGCUGGAUUUGAGUUACAAGUCCGUCAAGUUUCAGACUUCUGUCUACCGCUGGGCAAAGUCCCUCAUGCUGACUCCAUCGUAUAGUCAUCACCUCAUCCUGCUACAUCGCCCUGAGAACAGCAAAAUCGUGGUCGACAAGAAACUGCUCCAGUCGCCAGCAUACACUGCCACGAGGAGGAUAACUGCCAUUGCUGAUGAUUUCCUUGCAUUGGGUCUGCUUCGUAAGUCGCAAUUGCAAAUAUGCCCAACUCUGUUCUCGGCGCUGACCAUGUAUGUGCUCAUGGCGCGAAGUCCGGACAGCAUGCAGCGAAGGCUUGCCGAACACAAGGCACAGCUUUUGCUACUCGCCUGUGCCGAGGUUGCAAAGACGUGGCCGGCGUGUGACUGGAUCAUGAAAUUGUUUGAAACGAUAUUCAAGAACAUGGAGAAGAGAAGUCAGACGCAGGUCCCCCAACCGGCCCUGGGCGAUCCGUAUCAUAGUGGUUCUGGACCGACCCAGCAAGCAACUACAAUCCGCGCCGGGCAGGGCACCCACAGAGAGUCUCAGCACGAACAGGUCUCGCUGAACAAUUACCAAGAUCAAAGGGCAUCAAGUCCAUCGGCAAACAUGUUGGAUGCGGGAGUGCUGGCGGACAUGCCACUCCACCACCAGUUUCUCAAUGUGCCCGAAUUCUGCGAUCAAGAUCUUCUCAGCGUGCUGCCACUGGACUUUGGACUGCCUCACGAUGUCUUUCCUUACAUGAUGGAAAGUUGA